Messenger RNA from Elgaria multicarinata webbii, 2519 nucleotides. It is a transcript of the gene SMO, whose product is annotated as smoothened, frizzled class receptor. Gene Ontology annotation, molecular function: patched binding; transmembrane signaling receptor activity. Gene Ontology annotation, cellular component: plasma membrane; cilium; dendrite. Gene Ontology annotation, biological process: pattern specification process; central nervous system development; commissural neuron axon guidance. The record is from RefSeq and is a predicted model, not a curated record. NCBI's taxonomy places the organism in Eukaryota, Metazoa, Chordata, Lepidosauria, Squamata, Anguidae.
AUGGCCGCGGGCGGGCGGCUCCGGCUCCGGCUCCGGCUCUGGCUGUGGCUCUGGCUGGGGCCCCUGGCGGCGGCGGCGGCGGCGGCCCGGCUCAACGGCAGCGAGGAGGAGGCGCGGUGCAAGCGCGCGGCGCCCUGCGAAGCGCUGCAGCAGCGCGUGUGCCUGGGCUCGCCGCUGCCCUACGGCGCCACCUCCACGCUGCUGGCCGGCGACUCCAGCUCGCAGGCGGAGGCGCACGACAAGCUGCUGCUCUGGUCCGGUUUACGGAAUGCCCCCCGCUGCUGGGACGUGAUCCAGCCCCUCCUCUGUGCUGUGUAUAUGCCCAAGUGCGAAGAUGGCAAGGUGGAGCUGCCCAGCCAAACCCUGUGCCAGGCCACGCGGGGGCCCUGCACGAUCGUGGAGCGAGAGCGGGGCUGGCCGGACUUCCUCAAAUGCACCACGGAUCGCUUCCCCGAAGGCUGCCCGAACGAAGUUCAGAACAUCAAGUUCAACAGCUCGGGGCAAUGUGAGGCGCCGCUGGUGAGGACGGACAACCCCAAGAGCUGGUAUGAGGACGUCGAAGGCUGCGGGAUUCAAUGCCACAACCCCCUUUUCACGGAGAAGGAGCACCACGAGAUGCACGUCUAUAUCGCCGCCUUCAGCUCCGUCACGAUUUUCUGCACUUUCUUCACCCUGGCCACUUUCGUCGCCGACUGGAAGAACUCGAACCGCUACCCGGCCGUCAUCCUGUUCUACGUCAACGCCUGCUUCUUCAUGGGCAGUAUUGGCUGGCUGGCCCAGUUCAUGGACGGGGCCCGCAGUGAAAUCGUGUGCCGUGCCGACGGGACCAUGCGCCUGGGAGAGCCGACCUCGAACGAGACCCUCUCCUGUGUGAUCAUCUUCGUCAUCGUCUACUAUUCUUUGAUGUCGGGCGUCAUCUGGUUCGUCAUGCUGACCUACGCCUGGCACACAUCCUUCAAGGCGCUGGGUACCACCUACCAGCCGCUGGUGGGCAAGACUUCCUACUUCCACCUGGUGACCUGGUCUAUUCCUUUCGUCCUCACGGUGGCCAUUUUGGCCGUUGCCCAGGUGGAUGGAGACUCGGUCAGCGGCAUCUGCUUUGUCGGGUACAAGCACUACCACUACCGGGCGGGGUUCGUCCUGGCUCCCAUUGGCCUGGUGCUGCUCGUUGGGGGCUAUUUUUUGAUUAGAGGUGUGAUGACUCUGUUCUCCAUCAAGAGCAACCACCCCGGCUUGCUGAGCGAGAAAGCUGCCAGCAAAAUUAAUGAGACGAUGUUACGCCUUGGGAUCUUUGGCUUCCUGGCUUUCGGGUUUGUGUUCAUCACGUUUGGCUGCCACUUCUACGACUUCUUCAACCAGGCAGAGUGGGAGCGGAGCUUCCGGGAGUACGUCCUGUGUGAGGCCAACGUGACAAUCGCCACGCAGACCAACAAGCCCGUCCCGGAGUGCGAGAUCAAGAACCGCCCUAGCCUCUUGGUGGAGAAGAUCAACCUCUUUGCCAUGUUUGGGACCGGCAUUUCCAUGAGUACCUGGGUGUGGACCAAAGCCACCCUUCUCAUCUGGAAGCGCACCUGGUGCAGGCUGACCGGCCAGAGCAACAACGAGCCCAAGAGGAUCAAGAAGAGCAAGAUGAUCGCCAAGGCCUUUUCCAAGCGGAAAGAGCUGCAGCACAACCCCAACCAGGAGCUCUCCUUCAGCUUGCGCACCGUCUCGCACGAGGGGCCGGUUGCUGGUUUGGCUUUUGAUAUCAACGAACCCUCGGGAGACGUGUCCUCUGCCUGGGCCCAGCAUGUGACCAAGAUGGUUGCCCGAAGAGGCGCCAUUUUGUCUCAGGAUGUCUCCGUCACUCCGGUCGCGACGCCUGUGCCCCCCGAGGAACGGGCCAGCUUGUGGCUGGCGGAGGGCGAGCGCGCCUCCUGGCGGGAGAAGAAGCUGAGCCGCAAGAAGAAGAAGAGGCGGAAGAAGAAGGAGGUGGGCCCGAUGGCCCCCGCCGGCGGGCUUUACGAGGCGGACUGCUUUGCCCCGCCGGGGGCCAGCUCCGUCCCCCGCCUCCCUCAGCUCCCCAAGGCCAAGCGUUUCGUGGCCAGCUCCCGGGAGUCCCAGGCGCUGAAUGACGUGCUUUCGCCGAGACCCUACCCGGAAUGGAGGCCGGGCGCUCUGCAGCAGGAAGACCCCUUUCCCAGAAACCCCCGGGAGCCUCCCGUCGGCUACAGGCGCAGCAGCGUCCUGAAUCUCAUCAGCCACCCCUUUUGCCCGGAUAACGGCCCCCAGGAUGAGCCAGGACCGGGGACCGGUGCGUGGUUGUUCCCCGGGCAGCGUCAGCAGCUCCAUGGCGACGGCGGCUUGCUCCAGCGUCCCUCCCGGAGCGCCGCCUCGGCCUCCGUGUUCCUCGGCAGCAGCCCGUAUAGGGCGCCUCAGGCUCCGGGGAGGAGAGGCGGCGGCCUGCCCCCCAUCCACUCCAGGACCAACCUCAUGGACGCCGAAUUGCUAGAUCUGGAUUCCGACUUCUAGGAUUUGGG